Paramisgurnus dabryanus is the source of this 4262-nucleotide messenger RNA. It is a transcript of the gene tbc1d12a, whose product is annotated as TBC1 domain family, member 12a. Gene Ontology annotation, biological process: regulation of GTPase activity. NCBI's taxonomy places the organism in Eukaryota, Metazoa, Chordata, Actinopteri, Cypriniformes, Cobitidae. The record is from RefSeq and is a predicted model, not a curated record. Gene Ontology annotation, molecular function: GTPase activator activity; small GTPase binding.
AUGUCUUGUCUCCCUCUAGUGGUCACUCACUGCGGGUCAUACCGCCACAGAAUUACAUUGUAAAUGCAGAGUGUCUUUUGUAGUAAUUCCAAAUGGCCAGCCGGUGUCGCCUUAACUCCUGAUAAUCCAACUUCCAGUUUUUUGCUGGGAAGAGACACGCCGACACCACAUUCAAAAUGGCCUCUAUCAGCAACUGCGCUGGACGUGGAUCAAAAUGUGCAUAAACAAUACCGUUCUGUGGAUUUACUCAUCAUCAUUACCGCUAAAUUCUUAAGGGGAGCGAUGUCAUGAACACACCACACUGUCAGAAGUGAAGUAUGUAAGAUGAGAUCUUGUUUUGCAGACAGCCCAGCCGAACCGGGGCGCCGCAGCAGCAGGGUAUCAUCUGCGGUUCUGAACCACCGACACCUCCAGUGAGAUGGAAGGAGUGGAGGAUGCUGAUGUGUUGGGUUUCGCACCGUCCUUCGAUGUCAACGACAACCGGGAGCCAUGCAAAGUUCGCAUUUGUGUUUCUGACCCUGACGGCGCACGCUCCGGGCGGGCCGCCGGGGAGGAUUCUGUUUACAAUUCGGGUAAACGGGAUCGGGACGCUAGAGAGGCGUCCGAGUGCAAUGCACCGAAAGAGGGGCACAUUUUGCUUGAUUUGAUACCAGACUCUGUCUCUACGGUGGUGGGAGACAGGGAUGGGAUAUUCAAUGGAUUUUCCGAUCAGCAGGAGGUGGAUGUGGUCUGUCCAGAUGGAGGAGGGGGAACCCGGUCCGGCCCGAAUGCAGCUGUGCGCGCACUCGGAAUGACAGAGUCGGAUCGGGUUAAGCGUGGGUGCGAGUGUGCUGGAGAGAGUGUAGAUAAACCCGACAAGGGUUAUUUAAAUUCACAGCUGAGGCCAAAGUCUCCAGUGUCAUUUGCUGGUAGGAAUUCACCAGAUAUGAAGAUGCCUAACGGAGAUGCGACCUAUGAGCAUAUGGACAAUGAUCGUAUAAACUGCAUGGAUUAUGAUCAUACAAUGCAAUCUUUUCAAAAAGGACUCAACAGUAGAGGUAUAAAAGUGGGGAAUGGAGGGUUUUUAAUUGUGAACAGUUAUAACACUCUGUCUCAAGUCCCUUUUGGAUCUCUUGGUGGCCUUCAUGCUCCAAAGAGCCAUGCCUUUGUUCAUCAAAGUGAUUGUGCGAGGUCAUGUGAAAGAAUCGUUUGUGCCAGCGCAGAGAGCUCGGACCCGGAUCCCGUAGACACCCUGUCAGACCUCAGUGCCAAGCUGUCCUUGUCUCCCCUGGCAGAAAACACAAGCGAUUACACUGAAGCCGAGCCGAGCCCGGAAGAAUUUAGCGAGUGUGGUCCUCCACCCCGGCCCCAAAGUCUGCGGACUAACCCCGGUCACUCAAUUUCCCUCAGCUGCGAUGCCACUCCCCUCAGCCCCGAGGAUGAUGGAUAUUUUGGAGCGGAGGGUGGCGUGGAUGAAUGCCUCAGCACUGGGAAUACAUUUGAUCUCGGACGUCGACAAAGCGCUCCCGACAACCUCCCAGACAGACUUAACGAUAACCCCGAGGCUUCACCUGACCUAACGGUUGACACGAAGAGGCACGGCAUCGCCGAGUUCCUCACCAGGAGUUUGUUUUCCUGGAAGCCCAAAGAGUCAAGGGCCACAGCAUCCCAGAGUGUUCCAGGAUGGAAACUGUUUGGAAAAAUUCCAUUGAGGGACAACCCUCCCAAAGACUGUCAAAUCAUCCAACAGGAGUAUGAAUCCAGGGCGGUACCCGCUGUAGGACCGUCCCUUCAGCCAAUGAGAAGGAAGAAUCUUGAGUUUGAGCCUUUGUCCACCACUGCGCUCAUUCUGGAGGACAGGCCAGCGAACUUACCAGCUAAAUCAGAAGAGGAAUCUGAGAGGCACAGGCAGGAAUACAGUGAGAUGGUUGCAGGGGCCAAGAGAAGAGAAAUGAAAGAUGCACAGAAGAAAAAACGACAGAUGAAGGAAAGAUACCGUCAGGAAGAGAACAUCGCCAAUGCCAUGGUGAUCUGGAACACUGAGGUCCUGCCCAACUGGGAAAGCAUGCGUAACACCCGACGUGUGCGUGAACUCUGGUGGCAGGGUAUCCCGCCCAGCGUCCGUGGAAAGGUCUGGAGCCUCGCCAUCGGCAAUGAGCUAAACAUAACCCCAGAGCUGUACGAGAUCUUCCUGUCUAGAGCCAAAGAGAAAUGGCGGAGCUUCAGCGAGACAAGUUCUGUCAAUGAGAGUGAAGACUGUGGCGUGUCAUUGGCUGACAGAGAAUCUAGUCUGGAUUUAAUCAAGCUUGAUAUAUCAAGAACUUUCCCAUCUCUCUACAUAUUCCAGAAGGGUGGACCAUACCAUGAUUUAUUGCACAACGUGUUGGGGGCAUACACCUGUUAUAGACCCGAUGUUGGCUAUGUCCAGGGCAUGUCCUUCAUUGCUGCUGUUCUCAUUCUGAAUUCGGAAGAGGCCGAUGCCUUUAUUGCCUUCGCCAACCUCCUUAAUAAACCAUGCCAGAUGGCCUUCUUCAGAGUGGACCAUGACCUGAUGCUGAAGUAUUUUGCAGCAUUUGAAGUGUUUUUUGAAGAGAACCUGCCCAGACUAUUCCAGCACUUUCAGAACAACAGCUUGACCCCUGACUUUUACCUCAUAGACUGGAUCUUCACUCUGUACAGUAAGUCAUUACCGUUGGAUGUGGCCUGUCGUGUUUGGGAUGUGUUUUGCCGAGAUGGAGAGGAGGCAUUAUUUCGGACCGGACUGGGAAUUCUACGGCUGUACCAGGAUGUUCUGCUGCAGAUGGAUUUCAUCCACAGUGCACAAUUUCUUUCUCGGCUGCCUGAAAACACACCCGCACAUGCACUCUUCUCCUGCAUAGCUAACACACAGAUGGUCAGUAACAACCGGCGGUGGAACCAGGUCUUUUCUGCUCUGAUGAAAGAUGGACUAAAAGAAACAGACAAAAGCAGCAGUAGUCCUGCCUUAAGAAGCUAACAGCUGACACUUCUAAAGGACAAGGGGAUGUUUUUGAGGCUCGGAGAUGAUGACUGUUCACGCAGCACUUUGAACUCUGCCUUGUGCCUGAGGAGAACAUCUUGGGCUCAAACUUGAUAUGCUUGUUGUACUGUUAAAAAUGUCAUGAUGGACCCGUCCCCUGUGGAAGGGAUGUUUUUUUCACUUACGUUCAAAAGCGUUUAUACCUGUGUUUAAGAAUGAAUUCGAGAGCAGGAGAAUAAUACAAAUGUGAGUCAGGUUAUCGUAUAAUGUGCCAACUUUGUCAAUGUUACUUUUGUAAUAUUGUGACUGUAAGAAAACAACCAGAUCAGAUAAUGAUCAGAACCAUUUACACACAUACAGAGGACAUAAACGCCCCAGGCCAGCAGUAAUCUUGCACCAGCGGUAGGCCAUCUGGUGCACACACACACACACAUAAUCUAAACCUGCAGUAGCCUUUCAUUUAGCACACAGCAAAUCUGUCAAUGUAUUUAUGCAAAAUGUGUUUGUUUUUCUUUUUUUAAAUUCAGUCUGUUUGCUAAAAUCCUCACCUCUGUUUGACUGCAGUUAUAGAGCCAUUGAUACCUAUGGCAAUAUUUCUGUAUCCCUGUGACCACCUGUGAGCCACAGUAUACCCCAAAACUCUAAACGGAGACCUGGAACCAGAAUAGCUUGAAUCAGAAUUGCUGAUCUGAGAUCAGGGUUUGCCUGUUAUAUGCCAUCUAAAGACAGAUGCUGAUCAAAUAUUACAACUCGGAGAGUUUUCUUAAUAAUCAGCCAUGAGGUUUUGAAUAAAAUGUCUGCAAACACACACAUUACACACUAACCUUAACCAGCAAACAAGAGAUCAAGUUUUGCACCUUCUACAACACUCCAAAAUGAAUGAUUUUUUACAUUUUGUUGUUAUUUAAGGCCUGUUUUUAAUUUAAGAAUCAUCUUUUUAUCUUUCUCACGGUUGUACAGUUUUCUUACAUCAACAGUGAAAAUUGUACGUUGCUUGUGUGAGGGAUCUAGUCAAUUUCAGUAUUGGAGACCUGAUUUGUCUUCCUGUCAUUCUUUCUUAGUUUUUUUUUUUACUUGCACAGCAUCUUAUAAAAUGAAACUACAUUUAAGGAAGAUUUUGUUACAUUGUACAAGCCACAACAUGGGACCAGCAUGUUUUUGAGAAGUGCCAUCUACAAAAUACAGCAAUUGCUUCUUUUUGGACAAGAAGUUUAUGCUGCCUGCUUCAUGGUUCUUUAACAUUAUAUUUAAUGAAAUACCUGGCUCAUUAAUUAUGUGCAAAAUA